This is a messenger RNA of Symbiodinium sp. CCMP2456, 759 nucleotides long. Lineage: Eukaryota; Dinophyceae; Suessiales; Symbiodiniaceae. The record is from the annotation of a GenBank genome assembly.
AUGUCGAUUCCAGUCGGCAGACCUCGUGAAUCUCUGGUGAAGUAUGAUCCGCCUCUGGAGCUGGGCCCAGCACCUUCGGAUGCCGUCGGUCGCAAGGGCAACAAGCCGCCCAAGCCGAACUCUUUGAAGGCACAGCUUGCACGCAAGACGCAACUGCCACCAGCAGAAUCGAAGCCCAACACAGACGACGUUCUGCAUGCGCUCCUUCCGCCUCGUGAGUGGAUUGAGGACGGCAAGCAUUAUCAGCAGUAUGUCAGCAACCAACCGGCCACACGCCUGGAUGUCAUCCAGCUACAGGAGGCGUUAGACCAGCGUCUGAUGGAGCGGCAGGCUCGCGAGACUGGGAUUUGCCCUGUUCGGGAAGAGCUCUACUCACAGUGUUUUGACGAGCUUAUUCGUCAGGUCACGAUCAACUGCCCCGAGCGUGGAUUAUUGUUGCUACGUGUCCGUGAUGAGAUUCGCAUGUCCAUUGCGGCAUAUCAGACAUUGUACCAGAGCAGUGUAACCUUCGGCACACGGAAGCAGCUGCAGUCCGAGCAGGGCAAGGCAGAGACAGAGCAGAUGAUUGCCGAGCAUGAGGAGCAGAAGAAGCAGAGAGAGGCGCGUGUUGUGGAACUCAAGAACAAGUGCGAAGCCAUUGAACGCCGCGAAGCGGAACGUCGGGCGGUAGAUGAACGCAAGCGGAAAGAAGAAAUUGACUUCCUCAAGCAUCAGCAGCAGCACUUGGAAUCUUUCCUCAAGAGCCACGACUCGAAGUGA